CUCAAGAGUCUCAGAGUGGAAGUGGAAGCUCGGUAUGCAUUUGGAAGUACCCUAGUUUCAUUUUCUCAGUGUAACGUUUGUGUCUUUGGACUUAUUUGGGAGAACAAUGAGCAAAACAGAGGCUGGUCCGACAGAAAUAAUGGAUAAAGAAACCCCUGCUGCUGAGAGUAAGGUGACGGAGGAGGACCAAGAGAAGAAUGGAGGAAGAGAUGUGGCAGAUGCGAAACCUGACCGCAGAGGGAGAUUUAUCCUUUUUGGUAAGAAGAAGGAUGGGAAGUUGCAAUCUACUGAAAGCCAUUUCAGGAUUGUUUCACCAACAUUCCAGUAUAAGAUGAGCCACCAGAGCCGGAGCAUUGGCAAGUGCAUCAUCAUCAACAACAAGAACUUUGAUGAUAAGACAGGGAUGAAUGUACGCAAUGGCACAGAUCGGGAUGCUGGAGAGCUGUUCAAGUGCUUUAGAAGCUUGGGUUUUGAAGUUUGCAUCUACAAUGACCAGACCUGUAAGAAUAUGGAGCGUCUACUUAAAGAAGUCUCAGAAGAGGACCACAGCGACAGGUCCUGCUUCGCCUGCAUCUUGCUGAGCCACGGCGAGGAGGGCAUGAUUUACGGCACGGAUGGAGCCAUUCCCAUCAAGAGCAUGACCUCGCUCUUCAAAGGAGACAUGUGCAAGAGCCUCGUGGGCAAGCCAAAGCUCUUUUUCAUCCAGGCUUGUCGGGGUUCAGAAUUUGAUGAUGGCAUACAGACUGACUCAGGGCCGUCCAAUGACACGAUAGAGACAGAUGCCAAUCCAAGACACAAGAUUCCGGUAGAGGCAGACUUCCUGUUCGCAUAUUCAACUGUGCCAGGUUACUACUCCUGGAGGAAUCCAGGGCGAGGGUCCUGGUUUGUCCAGGCCCUCUGUAACGUUCUUGAUGAGUUUGGCAAGCAACUUGAGAUCAUGCAGAUCCUCACACGGGUCAACUACAAGGUGGCCACCAGCUUCGAGUCCUGGUCAGAGGACCCUCGUUUUAGCGAGAAGAAACAGAUACCUUGUGUGGUGUCCAUGUUGACUAAAGAGCUCUACUUCAACUGAUCGGAGUCGACCAUCUUCACAUGCUGUGCUCCGUCUGCCUUUUCUCAGCACACACAUUUUCUUGCCAAGGACAUUAUAGUAGAACACUUUUAAUUUGUUAUCUUUUAGCAGUAAAUAUUAACAGAAUUGUUAUCCUUCUUUGUCAUUGAUCCGCCAUAAGGAGGGAAACCUCAGUCUAAUACUUGAGCAAAAUAUUUUUACGGUGCACAUUUUUGGAUGGCAGGCAGCAAAGACACAUCAGGUGUACAAAGACUGACCACUGACUGAAUUCACUCGACCAAGUGGUCACAACAUUCAAGGAUAAUCCCAGAUGGAAGUUUGUGUGUGAAAGCAAUUUUUACCUGUUAUGCUGUGCAUCCAGACACGGAAAAGGUCUUCCUCUGUGCUACUUCCUGUUCCAGUUCACUGCCUUCUCAGUGCAUGUUCUAUUUCAACUUCCUCAGAGUAUUCCAGAAAACAGUGAUGUCAUGUAUGAUCUUUGUCAACUGGCAGUGUAAAAUAUCCAUGUUGCUUUGCCAACUUUGAAAGUUUGCUGCCCUUUAUAACCUACAAGAUACAACUCUUUUUGGAUAUGAAUGAAAAAAUCUUUGUUAAAAAUGUAUACAUGGUGUUUGAAAAAGACACGCCAUACCACAAACAAAAACAAAAAAAAAAUUGCUGUUGUUCUGUUUUAUAUUUAUAAGUAGAAAAACUAUAACUCUAUUUAUAAAUGACCAUUUGUAGCAUUUCAGUUUGGUUUGGUUUGGUUUGGUUAUUCCAGAAUGCUCUUAAAAGGGGGUCAGAGAAAGAGCAUGUAUGGAAAUGGAGUGACAAAUAGUGAAGUAAUGCUGACACCUGACUGGUUUUAGAAGCUAUUCAUUUAUCCCUCGCUGGUUAGUUUGCAUUCACUGUAAAAAACUAAAUCAGAUCUUCAUGCAUCCCAUGUAUUUUGAGCACACUGUAGCUUUAAAGUCUUCAUGCAGUAUUUACUGAUGUUUUGUACCGAAUCCGUCGAUAAUCUACAGAGGCAGCUAUUGAAUUACUGGUGACCAUUUUAACCAUUUAUCAUCCAUCUGACCUAACGUGCUGUUUGAACCUGGAUGGAAGGUUCUGAUGUGUUCAGAGCUUGUCUUUGAUUUCGUCCUACAUUUUUUUUUCUUCCUUUUGGUUCUUCCUGUAUUCUCAUUCUCAGUUAUUGAUUGUUCAUUCAGAUCACACACUAAAUCUGCCAGCCUGUGCAAGCAACCAGAAAGGCCUUCUUUUCUUUAUGCAUGGAUUAUUAGUGAAGUGCUCAAACUAUAUUAAAGGAAAUGUCAGCUCCACGUUUUGAAAUGGAAAACGAUUUUUAUUUAGAAAUUUAUACCACAUCGAUUUUAAAUUUAAAUGCUUUACUGUGGUAAUAGGAAUGUUUAUAAAAAAUACUUGAUAUUUUUGGCACAAGUGCUCUGAUUUUUAUUUAAUGUUUUUACAUUGUGUCAACAUUACAUUGUAUAAAGUGGGGUUGAUUUUUGUUUAAAUUACUUCAAAUGAAUGCCUUUGUAAGCCUAAUUUUAUUGUAUUAAAAAACUUUAUUGAA
Messenger RNA from Pimephales promelas (fathead minnow), 2627 nucleotides. It is a transcript of the gene casp7, whose product is annotated as caspase 7, apoptosis-related cysteine peptidase. NCBI's taxonomy places the organism in Eukaryota, Metazoa, Chordata, Actinopteri, Cypriniformes, Leuciscidae. Gene Ontology annotation, biological process: positive regulation of neuron apoptotic process; proteolysis; execution phase of apoptosis. Gene Ontology annotation, cellular component: cytoplasm. Gene Ontology annotation, molecular function: cysteine-type endopeptidase activity. The record is from RefSeq and is a predicted model, not a curated record.